UUGAUUUGUUCUGCAGAGGCUGCAGCUCGGCAUAUCCAGCCAAAUUCGCAUGUUUCUGUGCGUCAGCGUGCAUUUCAGUGGGCGAGGAUGCAUAUGGUGAUGUCACCUCCUCCAAGUUAAUCUCUGAAGAGGAGGUGUGGCUGCCUACUCCUUCUCUUGGAUCUCAGUUCUGAAUAUUAAGCGUCUCUUUGCCUCGAGCUUCUCACCGAACAACAGUUUUGACUGUGAAACAUCAUCUGUUGUUUCGAUUUCUGGAUAUUAAACUGCUCUUCUUCCAUCCAAGAUGAGUUUCAGCAGUGACAUGGAUGAUACUGACGAUGGGAGCAACAGAGAGUUUGAGAGCGUGGAGAUGAACAAACUGCGUCAGAGCCUGCGCAGGAAGAAGCCCACCUAUGUGCCGGAGGCCAGCCGGCCGCACCAAUGGCAGGCCGAUGAAGAGGCUGUACGAAAGGGAAAAUGCAACUUCCCCGUUCGGUAUCUUGGUCUGGUGGAGGUAGAGGAGUCCAGAGGGAUGCAUGUGUGCGAGGAAGCUGUGAAAAAACUGAAAGUGAGUGGAAAGAAAACAGUCAAGGCUGUGCUGUGGGUGUCCGCCGAUGGCCUGAGAGUAGUAGACGACAAAACCAAGGACCUCAUUGUUGACCAGACCAUAGAGAAGGUGUCCUUCUGUGCACCCGACCGCAAUUACGACAAGGCGUUCUCUUACAUCUGCCGUGACGGGACGACUCGGCGCUGGAUGUGCCACUGUUUCAUGGCCUUAAAGGACUCUGGGGAGCGACUGAGUCACGCAGUUGGAUGUGCUUUUGCCGCUUGCCUUGAGCGAAAACAGCGCAGGGAGAAGGAGUGCGGGGUCACUGCGUCUUUUGAUGCAAGCCGCACAUCAUUUGUAAGGGAAGGAUCCUUCCGUGUCUCCUCAGCUGGACAGCAUAGUGACCGGGAUGAGAUCAUGAAACAACUACAGGAGAAAAGAAAAGAAGCAUGCGGCAUUUCCGCUAUGCUGUCAGGAAAUUCUUCACCUCCAGAGGGAGCAGCCUCACCGGUGGAGAGGGCGGAGCCAGGCGUACCUCAUGCUAUCCCACGCCGUCACGCCCCCCUCGAGCAGCUGGUACGGCAAGGCUCUUUCCGAGGCUUCCCACAGCUUAGUCAGAAAAACUCUCCUUUUAAACGGCAGCUGUCCCUACGCCUAAACGAUCUCCCUUCCAACCUUCAGCGCAAGACUGACUUCCAGACCAAGAACCCAGUUCCAGAAAUGGAUCUGCCAGUUGCGGGAGAGCCAGACAGCAUAAAUGCUCUGUGCAGCCAAAUCAACAACUCUUUCACCAAACCUCCUGAAGAUAUGUGUGCCAAAGCCACAAACAACUGCAUACCAAAGUGCAGCGCACCACCUGCUAUUCCCCCUCCACCUGCACCCCUGCAAGCUACCAGCUCGUGGGUUCAGACAGAGCCCGCUGUCCAAUCUCCUUCCUCGAUACCUCAGGGCUGUCACAAACGAACACCAUCUGAGGCCGAACGUUGGCUUGAGGAAGUGGCUCAAGCUGUGAAAGCUCAACAGCAGACUCCACCCCCAAUGGCCCCACCUACUCUGCCUCCUCCCAUUCUUCCCCCACCACCCACUCAGCAACCUCCCCCAGUUCCCACUAUGCCCAUCGUACCAGGUUCCCUGCCCACCUCCAUGCAACCCUUUCCAAUGGCGUUUGACGUCACUCCUGCGCCCGUCAGCAUGUUCGCCCAGCAACCUCUUCAGCCGGCAUUUGUACCCAUGCAGCCAUACAUGCCAACUCUGGCCAACAGCAUGACGUACCCCAAUGCCAGCGUGCCCGUGGUGGGCAUCACACCAUCACAGAUGGUGGCUAAUGCAUUCUGCACUGCAGCCGGUACAGGCGGUGGAUCAGCGAUGGGGGUUGGGAUGGGGCCUAGGACGGGCCAACAUUCGACUUUCCCCACCUUACCCGGAGGCUUCCCGAACACCAUGUUCACUGCUAACGGCCACCUGCACAACUCCUUUCCCUCAACUACUACGACUACCAGUGUCACGAACAACGGCACCGGCAGCACCACAAAAUCCGAUGGCAACUGGCCAAUGGAGGGUCUGAAACAGACCCACCCUUCAGACGGCACCCAGGAAGCAGAGCAUUUUGAAGCUAAGUGGGCCGCUCUGGAGUCCAAAUCGCAACCGAAGGCACCCAACCCUUUCUCCAAUGACUUGCAGAAAACUUUUGAGAUUGAACUUUAAUCGACGAGCCUUGGGAAAACGAGGCUGAACUAUUUCAUACCCCAUUCCCUUUUUAUGCUCCUGGUCUGUUUGAGGACAUGGGUUGCUGUAUUUUAUGUAAUACGAUGGAGAACUGCCGAUCAAAUGCCAGAUUUGGAGAGCAAGAAUGUCAUGGAUCUUACGAAGACAGUCGUAACUUGUUAGGCACUUAAAGGACGGGAAAAGCUUAUGUGAGAGACCUGAACGCUAUGUCUCAGCAUUAACGAUCUUUCAUCUGGUAAAUGAAUGAUUUUCCCUGAAGGAAAUAUUGGAAGGGGAGAGGAAACAAUUAAAUAUGGGAUGGUAUGGCAAAAUAGAUAUUUAUUAUUUAAUUUGAUUCUAAUGUUUUUUUAAUCUGAUUUUAAUUGUCUGUUCUUGGUGGUUUUCCCUUAUUUAUUUACAUUGAACAGGGUGAUUUAUUACAGAUGAAAGAAAUUGGCUACUUGAAAAAUGACUCACCAAAUAAAAGGAGCAGAGUUUUUAUGUAGGAAAGUGUGUAAAUAGCAUGCUUUUAGUUUACUUUUAUUUAUUGCCCUUUUCGUGGCUGUUCAUUUUAUUAAUUGCAAACGAGUCAAUGCUGAACGAUUGAAAGAUCCGCUCUGCAUCAAGUGGAUACCGAAAGUAUCACCUACAUUCCAAUCCUUAUUAUACUGUCAUCAUGUACAAACACAUAAGAGAUGCCACUGUAGUCACCCUGACCUCCUUGAUUUAGCGUUGAAAGUACUUCAGAAAAUUUAAAGACAUUUUUGAGGGUUAUUCUCUUUUUAUAAAUCAUAACCAGAUGAAAUGUGUGGAUUUUGGCAACUGUAUAACCAUUAAAACACCUUUGAAUUAGCGUUAGCCAGACUGAGAUCCAUUGGGAGGCAUUGAAUCUCUUACAAAAGCAUUUAACGGCAUAGUUCACCCAAAAAUGAAAAUUUUGUCAUCAUUUACUCACUCUUAUGUUGUUCUGAUGUACACAAAUGAAGAUAUUUUGAGGGAUGUUAGCAACCAAAAUGAUCAGAGGCCCCACUUCCAUAGUAUUCUUUUUUCCUACUAUGGAAGUCAAUGAGGCCUCUGAUUGGUUUGGUUACAAACAUUCCUUAAAUAUCCUCCUGAGUGCUCAACAAAAUAAAGACAUUUAUACAGGUUUGUAACAACAUGAGAGUGAGAUAAUCAUGACAGAACUUUCAUUUUUGUGUGAACUAUCCCUUUAAAAAGGAUGCAAAAUUGUAAGAUCCCUCAGGAAGUCUAUGCCAGUUUGUUUGACGCAACAUCUUCGCAAAGGUUAUGGGCCACCCCAGUUAUUAAGAAUGUAUGUCGAAAACUGCUAUGUGAUGAUCGGGUGAGGAUUACUAAACAUGGAUGUGGGGUACAAACCCUCUUAACAGUGAUACCCUGAUCUCAAGGACUGUUUUUAAGUAACAUCACAAAGGCCUCUGUUUAUUUUGUAUACACCGUUAGAAAAAUUGUCAAAAUAUGUAUCCCAGCUGUCACUGGGCAGUACCCUUCAUGAGGUACAGAUAUGUAUACAUUUGGUACCAAUAUGUACCAUUGAGAUACUAAGAUGUAUUUAUAAGUAUAACUCUUUAGGUGCAAAGCAGUACACACAGAAAAAUGGUAAAAAGUUGGGAUGGUACCUUUUAAAAAGGUCCUAACUCUUUCCCUGCCAUUGACGAGUUAUCUUGUCAAUCCACAAACCUGCUAUUAUCUACCAGGUGGCGCACUUCUGCAACUUAUAAAACCCAGAAGUAUCGCCCAAGAGGCGUCAAAAGCGCGAGUGACUUCAAUGUUAAAGGUGCUCUAAGCGAAUUCACGCAUUUUAGACCAUAAAACAUUUUUUGUUACAUACAACAAACAUCUCACUAUCUGCUUGCUGCCUGUCUGCUGAUCAAACUGUAAAAAAAAACGUAAUCUCUGUAGACAGCCCAGGCUCCACAAACUGCAAUAAAAACACAGUGACCAAACCUAGCACCACGAAACAAAGUGCUCCAGCCAAUAAACAACAAGGAUUUGGGGGUGGGCGCGUUCAUGAAAGCACGGAAGGGAGGGGGAGGAGUUAGCUACGCUCCGUUUGUUUGAAAACAGUUCAAACAUCAACAAAAACGUACGUCUCACAGAUUCGCUUUGAGCGCCUUUAAGUCAAUGUGAAGACGCGUUGACGUGCGUCUGGAGGUCUCGCGGCGCGAAUCAGGCUUUUAGUGCGGUGCGGUAGACGUGAUUCUGCCUUAUUCGCGAGUCUAGUUUGCGCAAAUAGCGCGUUGCCGCAGCAAACGCGCAAGUUGAAAAUUUUGAACUUUGACGGAAAAACGUGCCGCUAGUUGAAAAUUUUGAACUUUGACGGAAAAACGUGCCGCUUUCACCAAUCACGAGCUUGCUUUAGUAGUGACGUGAUUAAAGGAUGCGAGCGGAGUCGCAGAAGCCCCUCCCAUGACGUGAAUUUCCGAGUGAAUGUCUCGAUGAGUAGAAUUUCACGCACUGCUUUCAUGCGCAAACAGCUGUAUGUUCAAGUUUUAAGGAUCACUCUGCAUCUGACCUCUAUCAAAAGUCCUUUACAAGUAUUUAAUUAUCUCAGCAUUUUGCUCAAAAUUUGGUGUUUUGGUGAGAAACCUACCCAUAUUUGAGAGAUGAUAAAAGAACAGACCCUCUACUUAAAGCAACACUAUGUUGUUUUUUUAACCUUUAAAUAAUGUCUCUAAAAUUAUUUCAGUGAUAGAACAACUUUUAACUGGACAAAUUGUACUGUUGCUGCAACCUGAGCAACCUCCUAGCUGCUACAAGCACACUCUGAAAGUGGCGGUGGAGGGUAGAGCACACAGCCCCACCCCUCCCCCUGCCUGCAGAAGAGUGUCUGAAACCAGGCACUGUUGCGCUUUUCAACCACAUGGGGGAGCUGUAAGUCAUUUUUACAUGAAAACUACAUAGUGUUGCUUUAAAAAAAGUUUGAUCCUACCGUCAUCAGUUCUCUUUUUAUUUAAUAUAUUGUAUGUUUAUAUAUUUAAAGAAGAGCAUUUUUUGGUAGGCAUUAAACGUUUGUGAAAAUCAUCAAAAAUGCACCUUUUAGGUACAAUGUGUACUUUUUGAAAAGGUACCGCCCCAGUGACUCGGGUACAUAUAAAAAAAUUGUCUGACGGUGAACGUAUUGAAGAUCGUGAAUAAGCCGUCUCAACCAAUCAACUAAAAGCACAAAGGCCCUUGAAAGUUUGUUUUAUGAGCGAAUUAAACAGAGAUGAGCAAAGAUGAUACAAAGAACCCAACAUUAAAUCAUUACCCCCAAAAGAUGCAAUAGAGUGCUUUAAGUUUCAGCACAAAAGCCCAUUAUUAUCCACUGUGUUUAACAUCACUCUUAACUGAGAUGUAAAUCCUGUGAAGGACAAAGCCAUUCAACCAUUUUAAUUUGGUUUGGCGUUUUUGUGAUGUUUGGCAUUUUUGUGAUGUAUGUUUCCCAUGGUCCUUUAAUCCGGUUCUGGUUUGAAAUCUUUAAAGAAAUGCAAAUACAAACGACAAGAGACGUGAAUGUAUAGCAAGUAUUCAUAAAUGGUUAAGGAUUAAAGAGAGAUGAAAACAGACCAUACAGGUAGAUAGUCAGUUUGGUCCUGUGCAUGCUUAAACUAUCCCAUAUUACAAUACAGUAUGUUAAAACAUUGAAUAUGCAUCUUAGUUAUGUCAUUAGUUUCUUAUCAUUCACUCUGGUCCGAAACAGACAAAAAGGCAACUUUCAGCAUACAAAUAUCGUCACUAGAUAAUAAAAUCUCGUCUAGUUUAUUGUCAUAAACAAAUCUGGAUCUCUGAUGGGAACUCAUGACAUGUUUUCUUCAGCAUGGUGCUGUUGGGCACAAACAAUGUUUAAUAAUAAUGCUCAAUGGUUGCGUUUUUAUUUUGUUCUGACAAUAUAUGAAUGAAUUUUUUUAAGGAGUUCAUUCAAAGCGUGUACAAAUAAGAUGUGCUGAAGGAUGUUACAGGUGUUCGAUGCUAGAUGAUCAAAGUCAGACUGUACACUGUGUUUAUGAUGUGUACUCCAUACAGUGAACAAAAUGAUCUCUUAUCACUGAGACUUCAAUAGCCAGUGCAAAUACAAGACAGGCACAAUGUUUUUAACUCGUGGUCUGAAAGACCAUUUUGACCGUAAUGUGUUAUAAAUCGACUUGGCCACUUCCCAGUUUUCUUAUUAACUGUGUAUUACAGGGUCAAGCAGGUCUGUUGUGGCACAAUGAAUACAAAAAUAGUCUUUCUUUUUCCAAAGACAAUGCAUUUGUAAUCUGACCAAGCCGUUACGUUGUGUGGGGUACAAAUAUUUACAGUUAAUGAAUGAAUUUGUUCGAGUCAACAGCCCUGGAUUCUUAACCACUCCCCCCUCAACAAAAUAUACAGGUUUUGAUUUAAAACCAGGGAACUAAAUUACCUCAUAAACUUGAUUGUAAACUUUAGCCUAGUGAUAACAAACCAGUGAAGUUUAUUUUUAAUCUUUCUUUAUUUACAGAAUUUUGUAUUUAAACCCACAUAUUUCUAUUGUAAUUACAUUGUAUAAAAGAUCAAUAAAUAAUAUAAUAUGAACAAAGCUAUUUUUGUUGGUU
This is a messenger RNA of Paramisgurnus dabryanus, 6801 nucleotides long. RefSeq names its product NUMB like endocytic adaptor protein (gene numbl). Lineage: Eukaryota; Metazoa; Chordata; Actinopteri; Cypriniformes; Cobitidae. Gene Ontology annotation, biological process: positive regulation of neurogenesis. Gene Ontology annotation, cellular component: cytoplasm. The record is from RefSeq and is a predicted model, not a curated record.